This is a messenger RNA of Vanrija pseudolonga, 1168 nucleotides long. RefSeq lists its product as uncharacterized. The record is from RefSeq and is a predicted model, not a curated record. Lineage: Eukaryota; Fungi; Basidiomycota; Tremellomycetes; Trichosporonales; Trichosporonaceae. The transcript has 3 exons. The coding region runs from base 232 to 1071 and encodes 279 amino acids.
CACUGAGAGCGCUCUGGGAGCACUGACUAACAACAAACCUAACCAAGGCUCCACCAUCGCUCUACUCAUCAUUAACACGGCAGCGAGCAGUGGUGGGACGUCGAUAUCAGCAGCACGCACAGUGUCGGAGUAGAUCGGAGCCGCGUCGCCGACGCUUGGGCGAUAAAGACGUCGAUAGACGACAACCUGGACCGACACGAACCCACCAAACACAACACCGGGCCCACGACGAUGACAGAGCCAGCUCCCACGACAACACAACCAACAUCCCCAAUGACCACCCCGUCUGUCGAGCACGCCGAGCCCAAGCCGGCCCUGCCGCCCCCCGCGCCCCCAUCCUUCUGGAACGCAGAGCUCACGUUCGAGCGGCGGACGUACAUCCCCGUACUCCUCUCGCUCUCCAUCGCAGCAGGCAGCAUCGACGUGUUCUCCGUGCCCGCGCUGGGCGUCUUCGUGGCCAACAACACCGGUAACCUCGUCUUCCUCGCCCUCGCCGCCUCCCAGAUGAAGAAAUACGACCCCGAAGUCUACCCCGUCGCGGCGGUGGUCGCGCUCGUCGGCUCGUGGUUCGGCUCGUUCUACGCCGGCCGUCUGGGCGGCUUCUUCGGCAAGCGACGGCGCGGCUACGUCGUGGUCGACAUGACGUUCCAGGCCGUGCUCAUCUUCCUCGUCGCGGGGCUGUACUACGGGCACAAGAUCCACAUCCGCGACGGGCGGACAGAGUACGCGUCGAUCUUUCUCAUGGCCGUGUCGAUGGGCGCGCAAAACGUGACCGUUAAAGGCCUCGGCGGCCCACCCACCAUGCCCACCCAAGUGGCCACUGGCGCCAUGUCCGACUUCUUCGCCGACCCCAACCUCUUUGUCGGGCUCACCAAGAACCCGCAGCGCAACGAGCGCUUCGUGUUCGUGUGCGUGUUUGUGCUCGGCGGCAUUAUCGGCGGGUUCGCGUACCGCUACUCGUCGCCCCAGCUCGCGUUGAUCAUCACCGGUGUGACCAAGCUGCUUGCGACCGUGUUUCUCGUCCUGCUGUCCAAGCCUGCCGAGCCCAAGCCCGCGGCCGUCAAGGCGUAGAGCGGGUCCGCGUCUAGGCGCGGGCCGUCAUCCGCAACUUCAACUGUAGGGCGCACAUCUGUUGUCAUCAUAGCAUCUGCAUCCACAUUGCAUCUUG